AUGGCUGGUGGUGUUUCAAGCAGAACACGUAGCAAGAAGGUUCCAUUGUUUCAUAGUCCUUUGUUUGAUUCUUCAUCUUCAAAGAGAAGAAAGAAUGAAGAAGAUGCUACGAGUUUAGAUUCUGCUUCUGGGUCUAAAAGAAGAAGGUUAAAAGAUGAAGCUUUUUUGAUUCCUGAGAAUGCUGAGAUUAUUUCUAUUGAUGAUGAAGAUGAAGAAGAGUUUAAGAAGGAAGUGAAGAUUGAUGAGAGUGGAGGAAGUAGUGAGAUUGGUGAUAAUAAAGAUGGAAACUUUGUUGAUGAAAAGAUUGGUUGGGAUAGGGAAAACCCGAUUAUAUUCUUAGAUGAAUCUGGUGAGAGUGAUGAUGAAGAAGAAGAAGAAGAUAGUGUUAAAGAGGGAGUAAAAAGUUAUGAAAGUGGUGAGUGUGCUGAUAAAAAUUUGAUUGUUUUGGAUGACACUGAUGAGAGUGUUAAUGAAGAUGAUGAUUCUGAUGAGAGUGAUGAUGAUGAUGAAGAUGAUGAUGAUGAUGAGAGUGAAGAAAACGAGACGAGUGAUGAGGAUUUUAACGUUGAUGAACUGGAUGAGGUUUCUGAUGAUGAUGAUGAUGAUGAUAGUUAUGAUGAUGAAGGGAAGAAGAAAAAGAGAACGAGAAAAGAUUUUGAUGUGGUGGAGGAGCUGGAGAGAGAUGUGAUGGAUAAACAAAGUGGAGUUUCUGUAAACAAUGAUGAAGAGAAGAAGAAAAAGAGAAUGAGAACAGAUUUUGAUGUGGUGGAGGAGCUGGUGAGAGAGGUAAAUGAUAGACAAAGUGGAAUUUGUCAGAUGAAAAACGAGAAGAAGGGUUCUAUAAACAAUGAUGAAAUCGAGCAUUCGGAUUAUGGUAGUGUAACAAAUUCUACUACCUUUGAGAAGAAGGGUUCUUUGGAUCCAAUCAAGGGUUGUUCUUCUUCUUCUUCAAACAAGAAAGAAGAAUCAAUGAAACAGAAAGCAAAAAGUGUGGAAAAAAAUGUCUCUGAGGUGUCUGAUUUUGAUGGAGAAAAACAGCAAUAUGGCAAGAGAAGAGGGAAUAAUUCAGAGAAACAAAAAAAGAUGGAGAACAAUGGUUUGAAUCGAAGGGGUAAAAGUGCGUAUUUUUCGUUGAAGGAUUUGAGUUUAGUCAAACUCCUUGCUGAAUGCUAUUCAUACAAGGAAAAUAGCAUUAAGAAUGAUCCAAUUCUGCCGGAGGUGAAUAGUGAUAAUGAUUAUGAUGAUGAUGAUGAUGUUAAUCCGCGAGAUACACGGAAACCACCAGUUUGUGUUGAGGCACCUUUGAUAUGGAGCCUAAAAAAGGUUCAAACAGUAGAACUGACUGAAGAGGAGGAGGAGGAACGGAGGAAAAAUGAAAAGUUAGAGCCCAUAUGGGAUCAAAUGGCUAUGUACAUUAAUGAAUCAGAAGCUGAAUCCAAGAUAGGAAAUUUAGUGACAAAUGAAGCCUCACAAGGAAAUAACGGAAGUCCUUCAUCUCGCUGUGAGCAUGACAUUAUCUACGAUGAAGUGAUUGGUGAUUAUUGCAAAUCGUGUGGUCAUGUUAUUACUGAGAGCAAAUAUAAGACACAACUAGUGAGGGAUAAAUAUCCAUAUGAAGGGUACGAAAAAAGAGCUUCAUCGGAGGAUUCUGAAAAUUCCUUACACUUGGAUUGCUCUCAGUCUCGCGUCAAUGUUUCCGAUGGUGAUUUAGAUGCUAAUAUCUGUCAUAAAAAAGGCACAGUUUGGGACCUAAUUCCUGAAGUGAGAGAAACUUUGUAUCCUCAUCAACAGGAAGGCUUUGAAGUCAUUUGGAAAAACUUGGCAGGAAGCAUCAGUCUUAAAAAGUUGAAGAACACGGAUCCUGACAAAGAGGGUGGCUGCAUUAUUUCACAUGCUCCUGGAACUGGAAAAACAAGGUUGACAAUAGUCUUUCUCAUGGCAUAUUUGAAAGUGUUUCCUGAAUGCUUUCCGGUUAUCAUUGCUCCUGCGGGUUUGUUACUUACUUGGGAAGAUGAGUUCAAAAAAUGGAACAUUGGAGUUCCAUUUCACAAUUUGAAUAAUCCUGAGUUAUCCGGUAAAGAGCACGAUGAUGCUGUUAAUGCGUUUAAUUGGUCUACUGCACAGCAUAGUAAGGUCGAUACGCGAAUGGUGAAACUGAUUUCGUGGUACAAAGAAACAAGCAUUCUUGGAAUCAGUUACACUUUGUACAAGAAACUAGCUGGUGCAGUGGAAUCUGAAGACGAGGGAGAAAUGGGGAAAUUUCUGCGAAAAGUUCCUGGCUUGUUGGUGCUAGAUGAAGGACACACGCCGAGAAAUAAAAGAAGUGGUAUUUGGAAGGUGUUUUCGGAAAUUCCAACAAAGAAGCGAAUUAUACUUUCCGGAACUCCUUUUCAGAACAACUGCUUGGAGCUAUAUAACACUUUGAGCCUUGUGAAGCCUUCGUUUCCAAACAUGUUACCGCUCGAGCUGAAAAAGUUUUGCCAGAAGCAGCAAAAAAAAAAGGCAUCGAAAGAAUUGAGGUGGGAACAGUUGAAGUUGCUUAUGGAUCCCUUAGUGCAUGUCCACAAAGGUGCGAUCCUUCAAAAGAAGCUUCCCGGGUUAAGAAAUUGCGUGCUGCGUUUGAAGCCUGACGGAUUUCAUAAGCAAAUUCUUGAGAGUUUUGAAAGUUCUCAGAACUCAUUGAUAUUUGAGAAUAAUCAAACAUUGGUGUCCAUCCAUCCGUCUCUUUUCCUCGAGUGCACACUUUCGGAACAAGAAAAAUCUGCUGUCGACAAGGACCGGCUAGAGAAGCUUAGAUUGAAUCAUAACGCAGGCGUCAAAACAAGGUUUUUGGUGGAAUUCGUUAGUCUUUGUGCUGCUGUUAAUGAAAAGGUUCUCGUGUUCAGCCAAUUCCUCCGUCCAUUACACUUAAUCAUAGGCCAUUUAAAGUCGGCUUUAAAAUGGACCGAGGAUGAGGAAAUUUUGUACAUGGAUGGACGGGUUAAGGACAGGCAAUCCUUAAUCCAUCGAUUCAAUGAUGCAGACAGCCAAGCGAAGAUUCUCCUUGCAUCAACAAAAGCUUGUUCGGAGGGAAUCAGCUUGGUCGGAGCUUCAAGGGUUGUGCUACUGGAUGUCGAAUGGAAUCCGUCGGUAGAAAAACAGGCUAUAAGCCGAGCUUAUAGAAUAGGACAGACGAAGUUUGUGUACAUAUAUCAUCUGCUCACGCAAGGGACUAGAGAGUGCGAUAAAUAUUGCAAGCAGAUUGAAAAGCACCGGUUGUCUGAACUUAUUUUCUCGGCUAAAAAUGCUUACAACAAUGACGAGUCAAAAAGCCGUGCAACGAACGUUGAAGAUACGAUUCUUGAUAAGAUGAUUAGGCACGAAAAUCUCAAAGACCUGUUUGAUGACUGUGUGAUACAGGUCGAAGGAGCUAGAAUUUGA
Molecule: messenger RNA, 3420 nt
Organism: Trifolium pratense (red clover)
Lineage: Eukaryota; Viridiplantae; Streptophyta; Magnoliopsida; Fabales; Fabaceae
Product: SNF2 domain-containing protein CLASSY 3-like
Exons: 5
Coding region: 1-3420 (1139 amino acids)
Biological process (GO): gene silencing by siRNA-directed DNA methylation
Molecular function (GO): ATP binding; ATP-dependent chromatin remodeler activity
Source: RefSeq, a predicted model, not a curated record